This is a messenger RNA of Rangifer tarandus platyrhynchus (Svalbard reindeer), 426 nucleotides long. The record is from the annotation of a GenBank genome assembly. NCBI's taxonomy places the organism in Eukaryota, Metazoa, Chordata, Mammalia, Artiodactyla, Cervidae.
AUGUCUAACACCCAAGCAUCUGAGUGCACAGUGAAGCUUGCAAGCACCCGCCCGAGGCAGGACUGGGCUUCAGCUGGCGCGGUCUCAGCUGGCGACGGCCCUGUUCCUGGUGCCCCAGAGCCCAGCACUCUGAUGUCCUGCCAGGUGGCUCUUGAACGCCUACCAAGGGAUGGACAGAGCCUGCAGCGUCUCCCCCUCUGCUGGCCAGGGAGCCCCUCCAUCACGUUCAUCCUUCACCCUUCCCCAGCAACAUCCUUCACCCUUCCCCAGCAAGACCAGCCCAGCCCAGCAAGGGCGUCCUCAGAAAGGGCCCCAGGCACUGACCAGGGGUGGGCAGGCGCUAGACGCCCCCCGAGCCCUGCCCCACAGACCCCGUUCCCACAGGACCAGCGUCGCUUGAAUCCUGCCCACCGCCUGGGCGGGUGA